CGGAUUGUCAGCCUGACGUCACAGUUUAAAAUGGCUGCCUGAGAGGAAAAGUGUCGUGCUCGGGGCACUAGCAGUAGGCGUGUCUCUUGCAAAUUUGUUGGAAAAAUGAAGAGAGAGUGUUGUGAUAACUCGGGUGGCCUGACUUUUCCGCAUAGCGGCUCGCACGAGGCCCUCGGCCCGGCCGUCCUGGGUCCCAGCUCGGCGAGUAGCGGGCUCGGGGAGCGCAGCUAGGGCGCUUGCAGAACCUAGACACCGCUUGUCAAGUUUUGUGUACAUCGCCCGUCCCUCGAGUCCCUCCUGGGGGCUGGGGCGAGGACGGCCCGACGAUGUGGAACAUGAUGUGCGACGUGAUGCCCACCAUCUCCGAAGACUCCAUCAGCCAGCGCGGGAGUCAGUUCGCCGGGGAGGAUGCCAACUUCGAACAGCUUAUGGUGUCGAUGCUCGACGAGCGCGACAAGCUCCUGGAGAACCUCCGGGACGGCCAGGACCGGCUGGCGGAGCUCGAGGCCAAGUUGUCUCAGGUGGAGAAGGAGCGCGACUCCCUGCAGAGGCAGAUAUCGGCCAGCCUCCCCCAGGAAUUGGCCACUUUAACAAAAGAAUUAAACCAAUCUAGGGAACAACUACUGGAGCGAGAAGAGGAAGUUGCUGAACUGAAAGCAGAGCGAAAUAACACUAGAUUACUUUUGGAGCAUCUGGAGUGUCUAGUCUCGCGCCAUGAAAGGUCAUUGCGCAUGACUGUUGUCAAAAGACAAGCAGCUGCCCAAAGCGGUGUUUCUAGCGAAGUUGAAGUUCUGAAGGCUUUGAAGUCACUUUUUGAACAUCACAAAGCUCUAGAUGAAAAGGUUCGAGAGAGAUUAAGAGUAGCAUUGGAACGAAACUCAACUCUCGAAGAGGAACUUACCUCAGUCAAAGAAGAGCUUCUCCAAUUUAAGUCUGGAGGUAGAGUUCCGUCUAUUGAUGAUAGCUGUAAACCAAAAGAAAAUGGCCAGCAGGAUGAUGAUCAUCCCCGGAAUGAACAGCAGCAGCAAUUGCAGCAGCAGCAAUUACAACAGCAAAUCAACAAGCAACGCCUUUCAAAUGGCGGCCUUGAGCUUGAGAUGGAAUCAGAAAGGGAGGGUUCUGUACCAAAACAGACUGCAGAGUUGGCUCAGUGGCAGAGAAGAGUUGCAGAACUGGAAGAAAGCUUGUCCAAAGCCCAAAAAGAAGUUCUGAAGAUUCAGGAUGCAAAUUCGAAGCUGCAACGGGAUUUGAGAGAAAAUGUUGCUCAAAAAGAAGAUCAGGAGGAGCGAAUUGCUACCCUAGAGAAGCGAUAUGUUAAUGCACAGCGAGAAUCCACCUCCUUACAUGAUCUUAAUGAAAAAUUGGAACAAGAGCUUCAACACAAAGAAGCCCAACUCAAGUUGCAGGAAGAAAAAAUUCGUGCUAUCCAGGAAAAGCUAGAACUGGCCGAACAGAAACUGGCCCAGUAUGCAAAGCUGCCAGAAAUGGAGGAAGAGCUGAAACAACGCAUGGAGGCCUUGAGCCAGGUGAGGGCACAGGCGCAGGAGCGGCAUGGAUCAGCAGAAGAUCGAAUUCAACGCUUGGAAGGCAAUUUGGAUGAAAAGAAUGCUGAGCUUCUGCGUCUGAACCAGAGGCUGAAAAUAAAUGAAGAACACAACACUAGGCUAUCUGCAACUGUGGAUAAACUUCUGUCAGAAUCAAAUGACAGAUUACAAGUGCAUCUAAAAGAGCGAAUGCAUGCAUUGGAAGAAAAGAAUGCUCUGCAACAAGAGCUCGAUAAGCUGCGCAAGGUUAUGGAAGAUCUGCAAGGUGAAAAGGGCAGUAUUGUCAAGGAGCUUAGUAAAGCUAGGAUGGAGAAUGACAAUGUUAAACGACAGAUGCUGCAGCAGGAAAUAGCCUACAACAUUCAGCAAACAGAAGCUCUAACCAGGAGUUUGUCUCCCAGCGCUGUUGAUGCCAGCUUUGUUCGUAGUUCUAGUCAGUUAAGUUUCGACACCCAUUCCUUGCCCAGAAGGCAAAAGAGUAGGCUUGGUCUUGAUGAUGAUCCUGCCAAAGAUUGGGAAAAACUCCAGCAAGCUCAAAUGCUAUUUGAUACAAGUGAUGCUGAAGGUGAUGACAAUGAAAGUAUUUUUAGUGCAGCAGACAUAUUAAGCCCAACAGGCCAUACUGAUGCGCAGACUCUAGCCCUCAUGCUGCAGGAGCAGCUAGACGCUAUCAACAAUGAAAUAAGGUUAAUUCAAGAGGAGAAGCAGAGUACAGAAGCGCGGGCAGAGGAGCUAGAAUCUCGUGUAGGAAGCUUGGAACAUAUGAACUUGCUGUCACGUGGGCGUAGUUUUGAGAGAGCUUCUCCUCCUGUCAGUGGUCGAUCAACUCCAAAGUCGCAUCACUCACCCAGUCGGGAUUAUCUUCAUAAGUACCAUACGGCACCUGCCUCUAUGUCCCCGGCUCAUCUUCAUCAAUAUGUCUCUACUAUGAGUCCUGAAUCGUUGCCUGGCAGUCAGCUUCAAUUAGGACCACUACCUGGAGAUCUUUCAUCUGAAGAACUUCACUCUGUUACUGGUGACAGCAGUGGUGCUGCAAGUCCACUAACAGCUCGCUCUAUGCGUCUUGAAAGAGUUGCUCAAGCACUUGCUCAGAGCCAAGAAGAACUUCGAAGACGAGUUGGUGCGAACGCCAUGCCGGGCCCUGGGACCAUCCUCAACCAAAGGCCCGGCGGUCUCUGCACACCCCCAUCUCCUCUGUCUUCUCGCCACAGCAGCCAGGACUCCCUCCACCGAAACCUCCUUGGUGGUCCCUCAAUGUAUGCUGCUGGAUACCAAAGCAGUUACGGGUCAGGGCUGAUGAUGUCUGCAUCAAGUGGUGCAGUGAACACAGUUCCAUCGUCUUCAGCAGCAGCAGCUGCGGCGGCUGUUGCAGCUCAGAAGAAAAAAGGCAUCAAGUCGUCCCUUGGACGUUUCUUUAGCAAAAAAGAGAAAGUCAGUGGAGAGGUUAAAGGGAAAGAUAUGGGAUAUGGAGCUAUGGAUAGCUAUGGAGACGGUGAUUUGAGUUCUGCAGACACCAUGAGUUUGAGUGGUGCAACUAGCAUGGGACAGAAAGCAGAUUUUGAUCGUAGAAAGAAGAAGAAUGUGUUGUCAUGUCGUCAUGAACUGUUGGCUGAAGCAAUGAAAGCUGGUACUCCUUUUGCGUUGUGGAAUGGUCCAACUAUAGUUGCGUGGCUUGAAUUAUGGGUCGGAAUGCCAGCUUGGUAUGUGGCUGCCUGUCGAGCAAAUGUUAAAUCAGGAGCAAUCAUGAGUGCCCUAAGUGAUCAAGAAAUUCAACGAGAAAUUGGAAUAAGCAAUCCCUUGCAUAGAUUGAAACUUCGGUUAGCAAUACAAGAAAUGGUCUCAUUAACAAGUCCCUCAGCGCCUAAAACUUCUCGUACCACCUUAGCAUUUGGGGACAUGAAUCAUGAGUGGAUUGGCAACCAUUGGUUACCAUCUUUGGGCCUAACACAGUAUCGAUCAACAUUUAUGGAAUGUUUGGUUGAUGCACGUAUGCUGGAUCACCUAACAAAAAAAGAUUUGCGUGGACAGCUUAAAAUGGUUGAUAGUUUCCAUAGGACUAGUCUGCAGUUUGGCAUAUCAUGUUUGAAGAGAUUGAAUUAUGACAGACAAGCUUUAGAGGAUAGAAGGAAAGCUUGUGAAAAUGAAGUUCGAGAUGUCAUUGUAUGGUCUAAUGAAAGAGUUAUUCGAUGGGUUAGCUCUAUAGGCUUAAAGGAAUAUGCCAACAACCUUUUAGAGUCAGGGGUGCAUGGAGCUUUGAUUUCUCUUGAUGAAAGCUUUGAUUGUAAUAGCCUGGCAUUGGCACUUCAAAUACCAACACAAAACACACAAAUGAGACAAAUGCUAGAUGUGGAAUUCAACAAUCUCUUGGCCAUUGCCUCAGAACGUCAUGUGGAUUCAGAAGGACCAAAAUCUUGAUAUUACACCACCCGCCUACCACAAGAUCAAUAAUUUAUUGUUCAGCUUUCCAUUCAUCUGUGCAGCAGACAUUCCAAUCAAGAGCUAACCGGAAGGUUGAUUGUGCAGCAGAUGCUGGAUAGCAGUGGGCGGGUGCAGCACGUGAUGCAGGAAUCGUCAGUUUUCACUAGUCGUGUUGAUUAUUGUUGGAUUUGGACGGACUGGCGUUUGGAGAAGUGCUUUCUUCAUUCGCCCUUGUUCUUGUUAAGUUUGUAUGCUUGUUGAGUGUAUAAUGCAAAAGAAACAAAGAAACUGCUUUGAGUAUUCAAUGUUUCUAAAUGUAGCACCAAGUCAAGUGUGCCAUUAGUAAGAGGAACAUCACUCGCAAUUUUUAAUGGUUUGUUGAUUCCUCAAGUAUUUGUAAAAUAAUUGAUAUUGUUGGCAAGGUUCUGUUCAUGUUCAUUCUUCCACACUCUGUUAAAGGAAGACAGCGUGACAUAUUUUAUCAAUUAUAAGAAUGCCGUGUGUGUAUAGUUAAGGUAUUUGGUUACCUUGAAAUCACUUAUCAAUGAAUAAUUCAAUGCAGUAUUAAAAUGUUUUUACCA
This is a messenger RNA of Thrips palmi, 4543 nucleotides long. RefSeq names its product liprin-alpha-1 (gene Liprin-alpha). Gene Ontology annotation, biological process: synapse organization. Lineage: Eukaryota; Metazoa; Arthropoda; Insecta; Thysanoptera; Thripidae. The transcript is spliced from 23 exons. Gene Ontology annotation, cellular component: presynaptic active zone. Gene Ontology annotation, molecular function: protein binding. The coding region runs from base 327 to 3959 and encodes 1210 amino acids. The record is from RefSeq and is a predicted model, not a curated record.